Molecule: messenger RNA, 1067 nt
Organism: Neurospora tetrasperma FGSC 2508
Lineage: Eukaryota; Fungi; Ascomycota; Sordariomycetes; Sordariales; Sordariaceae
Exons: 3
Coding region: 284-826 (180 amino acids)
Biological process (GO): tricarboxylic acid cycle; mitochondrial electron transport, succinate to ubiquinone
Cellular component (GO): membrane
Molecular function (GO): electron transfer activity; succinate dehydrogenase activity
Source: RefSeq, a predicted model, not a curated record
GUGGUGCGGUUCACACUGAGCGAGGCGUCGGUCGGUGCGGGUGUCGAACGAAUGCGCGAACGGGUCCCGGGACGUCCUCGGGAAAUGGAACAUCGUUGAUUGAUCCCCCAUCCCGCCAUCCAUCCACAUCCACCACCCCUUCCGCAGUUCCAAUCGAUCCCGGUAGAGACAGUCCGUCAAUCUGCUUGCACCUUACAGUAGUUGUCUCCCAAACCACCACCACCAACCAUCACACCCCCUCCGUCGUCACCACUUCGUCGUCGUCGUCGUCGUCGUCGUCAAAAUGCUUGCUCAGCGCGCUGGUACCACCGCCCUUCGUCGGGUGGCCGCUGCCCCUAGCAGCGUCUUCAAGCUUGCUCCCUUUGCUGCUAUGCAGACUAGACCCAUCCAAACCGAACGCCUCACUCCGGCCGACGAAGCCGCCAUCCUCGCCAAACAGCGUCUCAACCGCCCCGUCUCCCCCCACCUCGAGAUCUACGACCCCAAGCAAACCUGGUUCGGCGGUUCCGCCUGGCAACGCAUCACGGGCGCCUCCUUCUCCGGCGCCCUUUACGCUUCUGCCGUCGCCUACCUCGCUGCCCCCCUCGUAGGCUGGCACCUGGAGUCCGCCUCGCUCGUGGCUGCCGCCGCUGCUUUGCCUGUGGCCGUCAAGGGCGCGCUCAAGUUCCUGGUCGCUUGGCCGUUUGUGUUCCACGCCAUCAACGGCGUCAGACACUUGGCGUUUGAUUUGGGCAUUGGCUUCUCGAGGGCGACUAUCAUCAAGACUGGUUGGUACUUUUGGGGAGCGAGCAUUGUGGGGGGUGUGUAUUUGGCUUUUUUCAUGUAAAUCAUCAUUCUUAGGAAGAAGGGUGGUUUAGGUGUGGUGAAGCUAGCUUGGUAGAUAAGAGAAGGGAUUGGGAGGAAGGAAGGAGGGAAAGGGGGGAACUACCUACGGUACUCUUGGACAUAAACUCCUGCGGUUAUUUCCACGGAAAAAGAUUGGGUCGUGCUGUAUGAGUAAACCUGUUACCUGAGGAGAGGAAGGGGAGGGAGGUUUGUUGAAAUGGAGACAUUCACUUUUUUUUUUC